AUGGACGGCACAGACGGACUGGACAUACCCGUACCGGAGUACAUCAACGAGCGACUGAUCGUGAAGUCAAUCGUGAAUGGAUUCGGUGUGCGAAAGCCUCGAAUUCUCAACAGUAACAUAACACGCGCCACGGCCAAUGGUGAUAACUACAUGAGUGAUGUGUUUCGUAUCGUGGCGAGCUACAUCGAUGAAGAUGCAUCUGACCGAAGCCCGGAACCGCGGAGCGUUUCGCUUGUGGUGAAAAGUCUUCCGAACACCGGGCAACGUGGUCCAAUCAUUGAGGAAAUGCAAGCGUACGAGAAGGAGGCUUCCAUGUUUCGGGAUAUCGUGCCGCAGCUAUCAACGAUGACCAACGAUACGUUCUUUGCCGCGCGCUGCUUUUAUGCAUCCGACCUUCCGGAGCGUUUGCUUGUGUUUGAAGAUUUAAAAGCUCUCGGUUACGUGACGGCAAAUCGUCAAGCGGGACUCGAUUUCGAGCACUGUGCAUUGGUGAUGAAAAAGAUCGGUCAGUUCCAUGCCGCCUCAAUGCGGUUUGCUGAGACGGAGUUGGAGUUGUUGCGGCGCAAGUUCCAUUUCAACAUGUUCAACCCGGACUACAGCGAACCAUCGGAACAGAUGCGAAUCAUCUUUGAGAAGGGAUUGGAAGCGUUGAUCGCCGUUGCGAAAUCGCAGUGGGAUAAUUUCGAUCCAACGAUCGUGGCCAAAAUGGAAAAGCUAACACCGGUGUAUGUGGAGCGAUUGCGCGAGUGUCUCGAACAGGACUGUGAAUCGGACGGUGGCUACCGUGUGCUCAACCAUGGUGAUCUAUGGUCUAACAAUAUGAUGUUUCGUUACGACCCAAAUGAUCUGUCGAUCGUGCAGGAUGUAGUGUUCGUUGAUCUGCAGAUCAGCUUCUAUUCGAGUCCGGGUGUGGAUCUCAACUAUGCGUUGACCAACUGUCCGAACUUUGAGACGCGCCCUCGACUAGACGAACUGGUCAAGGUCUACUAUGCGUCGUUCAAGGCAACUUUAGAGUAUCUCGAGUACGAUGCUAGACCCAUCCCAACGUUGGAAGACGUGUGGCGUGAGAUAAGACGGAUGGAGUUUUUUGCGCUCAUGUCCGUCCUUAACGUGUUGCCAAUUGUGCUGAUGGAUCAGACGGACGAGCUGGUGGUUAAUUUUGAAAAUCUCAUCGAGGGUGAGGAUGCCGAAAAGGCACGUCAGAUCCAGUACAAUGGAAAAAAUUAUCAACGGAUCGUGCGGCCGAUGCUGUUUGAAUUCAAUCAGCGUAAGUUGCUUGACGUUUAG
This is a messenger RNA of Anopheles marshallii, 1287 nucleotides long. RefSeq lists its product as uncharacterized. The transcript has a single exon. The coding region runs from base 1 to 1287 and encodes 428 amino acids. NCBI's taxonomy places the organism in Eukaryota, Metazoa, Arthropoda, Insecta, Diptera, Culicidae. The record is from RefSeq and is a predicted model, not a curated record.